Ceratina calcarata is the source of this 3203-nucleotide messenger RNA. RefSeq names its product protein lines homolog (gene lin). Lineage: Eukaryota; Metazoa; Arthropoda; Insecta; Hymenoptera; Apidae. The coding region runs from base 1238 to 3022 and encodes 594 amino acids. The transcript has 2 exons. The record is from RefSeq and is a predicted model, not a curated record.
AAGCAGUAUAUGACAGUAUAAAGAUUAAUUAUAUUUCAUUGGAAAAAACAGAUUCUUCUGUUUGUACAAUUGUACAUUAAACGCAAAAUCUGAUUAAUAUUUUUGUGCAGUAAAUCAUUGUGUCGCAUCGUGCGUAUGAGCAGGUGAUCACUGAUGAUCUACAGAUCGUUGUGCGUGAGGAGCGCUGCGAUCGAUGCAGAGUUGCCGAUCAUCUCCUGUAUUUAUUAUACGACAUUUGAAACGCGAUUACUUUUAUUAUGAAAAAUCGUAGAAAAGGUAUUCGAUGAAUAUUUGACGAGUUUCAGCGUUGGUCCCGCUGCUAUUAUUCAAGUAAUUACGAUUAUUCGCACUCAGUGCAUUGUGGAAUGUGCGAGGAGGAGCUACUGUGUUACGCAGCUCCGCAUGAUGCCACCCGAAAAAUACGUAAUAAACACGAACAAUUCGUGUCCUAUGUAUUAUCGAGUAAACAUUUUACCACUCGACGUCAGAUAUGAACUGUUUAACUGGGGUAAUUUCAUGGGCGAACGGCAUAAAAGCGUAUUUCCCAUUUUUACUCGGUAGCAUGUAUACGUGGCAACAGAGCAGAGUCGUCGAGUGCUCUGUCACUUCCUAGUCAAAAGAAAUUCUUCGAGCAAACAAACAAUAAUAUAUAUUUACAUUGUUCAAAUCGUGGAAAGCGGCGUGACUCUAAGAGUGCUGUCAAAUGUUUGAAAGAUACAUAUAAUUGUCUGUCAAACCGUUCGAAGAGAGUAUUUCUGUGUGCGUAUUAGCGUAUCAGCGAGCGUCGGUUUAUAUGUAUAUUACAUGUGCGACCUGUGUUCAAUUUCUCAUCAUUAGUUUGUUAGAAAUAAAUCCGGAAACGCGUGUAUAAAUUUCAACCUGUUCUGGGGAUACCGUACUCUGAUUAGACGUACGAUCACGACGCUUCAAGUGAUAUACGCGUACAUACUCAUAUGAAUGACCGUGUAAAUGCGUACAUACACUUAUUUGCAUACACCUACAAGGAGUUCGGGUUUUCAAAUUUAUCGGAAUAUUAUUGGAGCCAGAAGUCAAUUAUUUCGAUGUAUUCUAUCUGCUACUUUAUGGCUUUUGUACAUAUAAAAGGCUGAUGUUGGCUACGUUUCAACUACUAUUUACAUGGUACUUCGAUUUUUGGAACAUGAUAUAUAUUAUGAAGAUCACCUGAUGAAAGAGGAUCUUAAAUCGAGAGAAGAGAGCAGCAAGGUCAGUGCUGCUAAUGGUGCUUUGGCACUAUUACCAUUGUCCUCCUAAUAACACAAUGGAGGAGCCAGCAAAGAAGAAACAACGUACCGAAGGCAACAACGUCGAGAGGGACAUAUCUUCAGACAUAGAACAAUUGCAGAACAGCCUCUUAACUCAAUGUUUAUGCAAUGUGCCCGAGAGCAGUCUGCGCAAACCAUUUACCAGUGGAACAGUGGAAGCUGCAGACGGCACGUUUAGAUCUUCUUUAUUAUCAGAAUGGGAGCCUGAUCUGACCCUUGAGUUCAUAACAGCUUUACAACUCCUUUUCGAUUUAGCUAUUAGACAAAAUACGAGAGGUGUUAUGUGCAGAAGAGUGGUAGAUGUUUGUGAUGCACUGGCGCGAAAUGAGCAUGGCAUCAUAGAUCAAAUAAUCGACUUAUCGUGUACAACGAACAAGUUCAUAUCAUUCACCGCUAGCCGAGUACUCGCGUCCUUCUUCAUUGUGACAAAGGAUAACAUCGAAGCAGCAUGGCUGGAAAGACUGACGCAGUCUUUAGUGAACACUCAUUCCCCGAGCCAAAUGCUCUUUACAUUGGACAUUGUAAAAAGAGUCGUAGAACACAAGGAUUGCAGUAUUCAUCCUCUUGAGGACACAGAGAGCAUCGUGCCGCCACCACACUGUAACACAGUAUCAAUCUCGGAUGCGGAAAGCUUUGAUAGUACUCCAGUAAAAGCAACGUGUGUAAAAGCGUUGGAAUCUAAAUGGACUAUACUGGUGUCGAAGUUUGAUACCAUUCUAAGUUCGUACACGCCCCAACACGAAUCGGUUGUUAUCACUUUUCUCGAUUUGUGGGAAUCGAUCAUCUCCGUUAAAGCCAACUUGUCUGUCAUCGAUACCAAGCUCUUUUAUUCUCAAUUAGACAAUUUGGUGGUACUUUUAAAUGCUAAUGUUCCUGGUGUAAUAUGGAGACAUCUUCUCGGGUUAUUUAAUGAAGUACUAUGUUAUGGGAGCACUCUGGCAUUGCAAGAUGUACUACCAGACGAGCCUUGUUCUCUCGCACAUCUGAUCGUGAGAGCUGUGAAAGAUUGGAGAUUGCUGGACGCUCUGCCAUACAGGCAUGGUUCAGGCAGAUUUGGAGGAGGUUCUGGCGAAGGUGAUCGUCCGCUUUUGCAGAAAGUAGUGCUUCUAGUUUUGAAAAGUGUUGCCGUGACUGUUAAAGAGACACGCAGCGAUUCCAGUGACUCUUCCUUGGGUUCCGAAGCCGAGGAUCUUGACGCCGAUAUGGCGGUUAUCGAGAGGAGUAUUAGGGAAGUCUUGAGGCAACUCGAUCAGUGUGUUAAAACUUUAAUGCCGUUUCAUCCGGAAAUGCCUUUGUCCCAAUGGGUUGUACAGAUGUUUCAUGAUCAAGAUGAUUUUCUCAUCGAAGGUAUGGUCUGCUGUUUGGACGUAGCCGUUGGUUUAUUUUAUAGAGGGCCACCACAGAACGACCUCGGUCAUAUGCUCAGUCCGACUUUAACUUUCAUACAAUUUAUACACGCUGUAUCGCAUGACCCCGACGUUCUGCUAGACUUGCUCGUUAGCAAUGAGACCUGUUUUUUACUGUACUUAUUAAGGUUCUUGAAAUAUGUUAAAAGAAAUUGGACAGAAUUCAUCUCUUGCUGCGGACGGGAACUAGAUGAUACCAUGACAAUAUUGAUAAGACUUCGUUUAGCGAUCGACAGAUUAGUAUCGAAAGCUUUGUUCCCGUAUAACAUAAAUCCAGUUCUACGAUUGUUAGAAAAAUGCGAGUCCUUCUAUGAAGGGAAUAUAGAAAAUUAAUUAUAUUCGGUUAUUUCGUGUAAUUCAAAAAUCUCAUGUACAAACUGUAAGCAUAAAAAUUUCCUCGUCUGGUUAAUGAACCAGAAAAAAAACAAUUGUAUAGUCUUGUUAACUUCAUUUUGACUGAGUUAUUCUACUGACAAUUUCUAAAUAAUAAAUGAUCUAGGAUAAUGUUAGACAA